Messenger RNA from Danaus plexippus (monarch butterfly), 1142 nucleotides. RefSeq lists its product as uncharacterized. The record is from RefSeq and is a predicted model, not a curated record. Lineage: Eukaryota; Metazoa; Arthropoda; Insecta; Lepidoptera; Nymphalidae. Bases 74 to 1096 code for a protein of 340 amino acids. The transcript has 8 exons.
GUAGAAAUGUCAAAAUUAUCUGUAGCAUAUAUUCAAAUGUCAGACAUCUUUAGCGAUUUUUACAUUAUUUACUAUGUCUUAUUGCUGUUCGCAGUGCAGCUUCACGGCACAGUUCGAGAGUGCCUUAAUCAUGCAUCGUCAGUUGCACCACGACAGUUCUGAGGAUUUUAUUGACAAACACAAAAGAAUCACCUCUGAGAAGUCAAACACUAUGCCACUUCCCGCUCGCCUGGACAGAUCGUUCACAAACAAAGAGAAGGGAAUGAAGCUGUCGGCUCGCAACUCAGCCACGCGGUUGUUGGGAAAGUUGAAAGAUCGUAUAUGCCGUUCGAAGAUGUUUGUACAUCAGGAAGAGGCCGCUGAAGCCAGGUUUACUGAUUUGUCUGGACAAAGUGAAUGUACUUCGAAGGCGUUAAAAGAGCUAGGGUCAAGCGUGAGCGGCGUUUUGGAAUCAUUACGUGAUAAUAAGGAAACGUUUGCGUGUCACCUGUGCUCGUUCGACGCUGAUAGGAUAACAGUUUUGGAUCGCCAUCUAUUGAACGAUCACAAGAUCGGUCUAGAUAAUCUACUGAAACUUGUUAUGGCAAAGACAAAAGACGGUCUGACAGAAGAUAACCCAGCUCAAAUGUAUGGACUGAGACAAGCAUAUUACAGACCCGCGGACGAAAUAAUAGAGAGCGACGAAUUCAUAAUAGAAACAGUGACGCCGAAGAUUAAGAUAUUAAAACACGCGGUGACCAACACGGACCUGAAGUGGACGGACAUACCGGAUAUAUUGGAUUGCAAGACAUCGGAAGAAAACGAAAAGUUUGUAGACGAUACGGCCGAUAACGAAUUGUUGGAGAAAAUGCAAACCCUGAACGAGUGCAUGUACAAAUUCGUAGAUUCAUCCAACACGCUGAAGAAGGUCUUGACGAAGGAGUUCCAGCCGAAGUCCGAAAAGAACGAAUCGUACUACAAUCUAGGCGUGGGAGACCGCGAGUCGCCGAGAAAUUGGGAGAAGGCCCACAGUGAGAAAUUGGUGAGAAAUCAAGGGAAAUUCCCCGAGAGCCGGAGUGAAAAAGUGAAAUAUUCCUCUGAGAACUUUUAUUUUUGAUAUAAUUUUAUAUAAGACACUUAUGAAUAAAGUUUUUUUUUGAUUA